Micropterus salmoides (largemouth bass) is the source of this 2161-nucleotide messenger RNA. RefSeq names its product junctional adhesion molecule 2a (gene jam2a). Lineage: Eukaryota; Metazoa; Chordata; Actinopteri; Centrarchiformes; Centrarchidae. The coding region runs from base 337 to 1200 and encodes 287 amino acids. Gene Ontology annotation, biological process: leukocyte tethering or rolling. Gene Ontology annotation, cellular component: tight junction; protein complex involved in cell adhesion; cell surface. The transcript has 10 exons. The record is from RefSeq and is a predicted model, not a curated record.
CCAGCUCCGAAACCGCACAUCAAAAAGGACAGAGGACGUUCAUCCACGUCUGUGAUUAUAACAGAGACACGCCGCUCCCAGCCAUACUUUCCCAGCCAGGAUACCAGCGUCUCCGACCGAUCGUCCCGCUCAUCCGCUCGCCUGCCUGUAGAUCCGCGCCGCGACGGGUCGGUUCGCUCGCUUCCCUCGCUUCCCUACUGGACAACAGUUUAUUCCCUGGAAGCUGUAUGAAUUAUUGGAGAGUUGUGAACAAGUGCGACAGGAAAGCUGAGGCUCAGGAUCGGUCACCUCGCUCCGUCCAGAGAAGACAAAACUCAACUAGAGUUGUGGACGAUAAUGGAGGGGACAUCCCUGUAUCUUCCUAUUGUUAUUUUACUGAUGCAAUGUUCCCCCUCCAUUCCUGUUACCGUGUCGACCAAAAGUCACAAAGUGGAGGUGCGCGAGUUCUCAGAUGCGAUGCUGUCCUGCGUGUUCCACACAGAGAUAGACCAGAGCCCACGCAUCGAGUGGAAGAAGAAGGGGAAAGGUGUGUCCUUCGUGUACUAUGAAGGACAGUUCAAAGCUCCCUUUGAGGGCCGGGCGACCAUUGAUGGGGCCACAGUGAUGCUGCAAAGGGUGACCCAGGAGGACGCUGGGGAGUACCGUUGUGAGAUCAGUGCUCCACUUGACUCCGUCAUCCUGGGCGAGACCAACAUCACUCUCAAAGUCCUGGUGCCCCCACAGACCCCGUCCUGCGAAAUACCCAGUGCUGCAGUGACGGGCUCAGUGGUAAAGCUGCGCUGUAGGGACCAGCAGAGCAUCCCGCCUGCUACAUACUCCUGGUUCAAGGACAGCCAGCGGAUCAUCCCGCCCCGCCUCACCAAUGCCUCCUAUGUAAUCAACUCACAAACAGGAAUACUGGAGUUUAAAGCUGUAGCCAAAGAGGACACCGGCCACUACAGCUGCCUAGCUUCGAACGGAGUGGGACCGCCAAAGACGUGCAAGGGCAAGCACAUGACAAUAGAGGAUGUCAACGUCCUGGCUGUGGUGGCAGCAGUGGUCGUGGUCUGCCUGGUCAUCGUGGUCUGUGGCUGCGGGGGAUUCCUCUUGCACCGCAAUGGUUUCUUCAGCCCAGGACACAGAGGAAGGUCCAAUGUCAACUACAUCCCUUCGCCCCAAGAACCCCAGGAUUUCAAACACACCCAGUCAUUCAUGCUCUGAGAAGCUGGCCUUCCUUUGAGAACACACUGCCCUCGUGACAAGAUGCCAACACUGGAUUCUGUGAUUUUUCUUUUCUCUCUGGACUCUGAAUGAGCUCUUGCUCUUUCAGUCUUCUUCCUCUGCCGCUCCUUUUGGAUGGGUUAUGGCGAGCAAAAUUUGCAAGGCUUCUUCUUACUCUCUUGCUUUGCUGUGUGGGUCGCCUCUUUCAUUGACAUUUUCUGUCCCUAUUGCAGUAGGUACAUAAGUCCUUUCAUGGCACUUUGCUCCCCCCUGGUGGUGACAUGUUGAAAUACCAAUUGAUGUUUUCUGAAUGAUCCAGGGGACCAGUAAAGUUUUCAACACGUUUUGUUUCUCCCCUCUGCAGGCCAAUCGUUUUAACUACCUUUGUUUUCUUUUUACCAAAGACAGACCGGGAUUUAUUUGCUUUAAAACACCGAAUCAUCACAAGGGAAUUCUCCUUAAAGCCAUAGUUUUGGAAAGCAUUAUUUUCAAACUCCUUUAAACAUAAAUGCAGUUUACCUCAGCAUCUGCCACAUGCCAAUGUUUUGUCUUCUGUAAUACUUGGGCCCGGAGCUUACCAAGGGCCACGGUGACACUACUUCCUCAUGAUCUUAGUAACAACAUGAAACCAGACCAAGCCAGUCCAAUUAUACUGAGACCAACCCCAUUCCAUCCUGAUGUGCCUGCAUGGUCUUUUUAUACACAUAUAUACGUGUGUAUAUAUAUAUAUAUACAUAUAUAUACACCUUGUGCCUUUUUAAUUUGUCUGUCAUGUUUAUCUAUGGAUCACAAUUUUUUGGAAAGAACUUGCCUUACUUUUUUCUGUCUUGAUAUUUUUGUGCCACAGUUUAUCAAUGUUUAUCAAAAUGGAGUGUCUGUUUUUAGACAGUGUGUGAAAGGAUUGUUCAGAGUUUUAUUUGAAUAGUAUAUAAGUAAUAAAACGUUUUUCUAUCCAAAACUA